Patiria miniata (bat star) is the source of this 2967-nucleotide messenger RNA. RefSeq names its product trehalase-like (gene treh). Gene Ontology annotation, molecular function: alpha,alpha-trehalase activity. The transcript is spliced from 13 exons. Gene Ontology annotation, biological process: trehalose catabolic process. Bases 159 to 1994 code for a protein of 611 amino acids. Lineage: Eukaryota; Metazoa; Echinodermata; Asteroidea; Valvatida; Asterinidae. The record is from RefSeq and is a predicted model, not a curated record.
AGCUAUUUAAUUAUCUGUUGUAUUAAAUAAGACACGUAAACGGACCAGUGUUGGCCUGGGCACACAUCGGGGAUGACAAUCAACAAAACACACAUCGGCCUAUAGGAAGAUCAGCAGUGUAGCCUUGUAUACCGCGAGGUUCAUUAUCAACGUUGACCAUGACAUUCCGCUUUGAUUUGCUCGUGUUUCUCGGCGUCUGCCUCGCGAAGUUGCCUGCUCUCGUUGCCGGAGAGGCUUUGGGGGACGUGCCAGCGUGUGACAGUGAAAUCUAUUGCGAUGGACCCCUGCUCGAAGCGGCCCAGGAUGCCUACGUGUACAACGACUCCAAGACAUUCGUGGACUUGCACAUGAAGCAUGACCCAGACGUGAUUCUGGAUGCUUUUGGAAACCUGUCCGAUCCGUUGGACAGAGAUGUCAUGAAGAGUUUCGUGGAGGCAAACUUCGACGGGCCGGCCACGGAGUUUACUGACUGGACCCCGACGGAUUGGAACCCUAGCCCUGCAAUGUUCGAGAAAAUUAACGACGAAAAGCUUAGGGCUUGGGCUUCCGAUCUGAACGAUCUUUGGAAAGAGCUCGGCAGGCAGAUUAAAGACGACGUGAGAGACAACGCCGACCGUUAUUCGCUCAUGUAUGUCAACCAGCCAUUUGUCGUGCCAGGUGGUCGCUUCAGGGAAUUCUAUUACUGGGACUCGUACUGGAUUAUCAAAGGGUUACUCCUGUCCGAAAUGACAGACACGGUGAAGGGAAUGCUGUCUAACUUCGUCUCGAUGGUGGACACACUUGGUUUUGUUCCUAAUGGUAACCGGGUCUACUACCAACGCAGGAGCCAGCCUCCGUUCCUCAUCCCGGCGGUCAACGAGUACCUCAAGGCGACCAAUGACUUCGCGUUCGUCCAGUCAAUCCUCCCGUCCCUGCAGAAGGAAUACGAGUUCUGGAUGACCAAUCGGACUGUGGUGGUCACCAAGCCUCAGGCAGGCUCCGUGAGCCACACACUGAACCGCUACAACGUCUUCAUGGGAAAACCACGACCAGAAUCUUAUCGAGAAGAUGUGGAAACUGCAUCGGAACUAUCGCAAGCUGAAGCGGCAGAGCUAUAUUCCAACCUGGCCUCGGCGGCCGAGAGCGGCUGGGACUUCUCCAGUCGGUGGUUCGGCGAGCAGGGCACACUGCGAUCCAUCCGCACCAAAGAAAUAGUGCCGGUGGAUCUGAACAGCAUCCUGUGCCUCAACGAGAAACUGAUGGCUGACUUUUACGAAAGGGCGGGUGAUACAUCAAAGGCUGCAGAAUUCCGAACCGCCCACCAAGCGAGGCGAGCGGCGAUCCGUGAUAUCUUCUGGAGUGACACGUCCGGCGCGUGGCUUGAUUACGACCUGAAGUCCUCCGCCAACAACAACCAGUUCUACCUCUCGUGUGUCGUGCCGAUGUGGGCGGGCUGCUACGGGGGAGACGAAGGCGGGGAGGAAGAAACCGAAAGGGCCGUGAUGAAUUAUCUAAAGGCAGAGGGCGUUCUAGACUUUCCAGGGGGUGUGCCGACCUCUUUAAAACAGAAUACGGGUCAGCAGUGGGACUACCCCAACGCGUGGCCUCCGCUCCAGCACAUGCUCAUCGAAGCGCUGGCCAACAGCCGGCUGGAUGAGGCUAAGCAGUUGGCCUUUGACCUGGCCCAGAAAUGGACGCUGACCAACUUCCUUGCGUACGAGGAGAAGAAAGUGAUGUACGAAAAGUAUGAUGUGACCAAUCAGGGUGUCCCAGGCCAUGGAGGUGAAUAUGGAGUGCAGGCUGGCUUCGGAUGGACCAACGGCGUCAUUCUAACCUUGCUCGACCAAUACGGAGACAGACUACGGUCAGAUGUCCAAAUGACCACGCCCCCAGGAAAAAUGACCACGCCCCCAGGCACUACAGUGACCAGCACAGGCAUCAAGCCACGCCCAUAUUUCGGCACUUUGGUACAAGUUGCACUUGGGCUCAUGUUGCUUUUGCUGUGUUCAUUGUAAAAAAAAAUGUGAUUCAAUUAAAGAUACAUCAUUUAAUAAUUAUGAAAUAAAAGCUAUGACAUUGUAUUAAAUUCCCACAUUCUCUUUCUAAAUGAAUGUCCUUACAGAUUAAAGUGGCUAUAAUAUGUACGAGUGUACACGAGUGUACAAUAAACCUGGGAAAAAAACAAUUCUUGAAUAUUAAUUAUCUUCAUUGUCGUACCCAUAAGGCACGUUUUUGGUUUAUAUAUGGAAAUUUACUAUGAAUAUUGAGUAUGUCACCAAGAGCACUGUGAGCUGCAUUUUACAGAUAGGCAUGAAGGGACCCUGAUGAAUACCUUUUUUUUUUAAAUUAAGUCCCUGACCUAUUAGUUAUUCGUUUGUGUUUUACUGGGUGCUUAGUAAUAGUAAAGUUCUUCAUAGGAAUGUUUGCGUCGGGGUGAUGUAAAUCAAAUUAGGUUUUUGCCCUUCACCGAUGUAUAAAUAUUGCAUACUCAGUGUGAUACCUCCCGAGUGAAAGUUGGAAAAAAAAUCACUCGGGUGGUUCUCGAACCCACGACCUCCUGCUUUCUAGUAGUAAACUUGCCCCAAAAUCUUUUGCGGUGUACCAUAUUAUUGGGUUUUGCACUGUGAGUGCUGCCAAGAAACAACUUGUGCUUGCUUAUUUUUUUGCAUCACUUAAUGCAUUUUGACUAAUCGACAUCAACCCUAUGUGUCAGAAAAUAUGAAAAGUUUUACACAGCAGAAAAGAAGAAGGCACACAUAGAUUUAUCAUGAUUUAAGCUAAACAAGUGCGAGUGCACAAUAAGCUCUGGCCGUCUUGCAUGAAAUCUAUCAAAAUGAUCCCUGGCAGAGCUCAAAAAUGCGACGCCCAAAAAUGUGAUGGCACAUAUGGAACCCCAUACUUUAGAUUUAUACCUAAAUUUAUAGUCAUUGGUGAUACAUACAUUAUAGCAAAUAUUUUGCCUCAAUUUACACACUUUUCAUAAACAUC